Molecule: messenger RNA, 2448 nt
Organism: Nomascus leucogenys (northern white-cheeked gibbon)
Lineage: Eukaryota; Metazoa; Chordata; Mammalia; Primates; Hylobatidae
Gene: RASGRP2
Product: RAS guanyl releasing protein 2
Exons: 17
Coding region: 389-2221 (610 amino acids)
Biological process (GO): positive regulation of GTPase activity; Ras protein signal transduction
Cellular component (GO): plasma membrane
Molecular function (GO): guanyl-nucleotide exchange factor activity; calcium ion binding
Source: RefSeq, a predicted model, not a curated record
GGGCCGGGGUAUCUUUCCGUGGGGCAAGGCUCUGCCAAAAUCUGGGAGUGAGGGGAGUCAGGGCGCUGGGGCCGCAGGGCGGGCCCUGCACCGCAAAUGGGAGGGGGGCGACGGAAUGGGCGUGCGCACCCAUGGGGGUGUGUGCAUGUGUGUGGGAGUGUACAUGCGUGGAGAGGCACUGCCUUGCGUGUGUGCACACGUGUGAGGAUGUCAGCGCCUGUGUGGCCGCGGGACUCAAGGCUGGCCUGGCUCAAGUGAACAGCAGGUCCAGGAGGCGACCUCGUCCGCGGGUUUGCAUUCUGGGGUGGACGAGCUGGGGGUUCGGUCCGAGCCCGGUGGGAGGCUCCCGGAGCGCAGCCUGGGCCCAGCCCACCCCGCGCCGGCGGCCAUGGCGGGCACCCUGGACCUGGACAAGGGCUGCACGGUGGAGGAGCUGCUCCGCGGGUGCAUCGAAGCCUUCGAUGACUCCGGGAAGGUGCGGGACCCGCAGCUGGUGCGCAUGUUCCUCAUGAUGCACCCCUGGUACAUCCCCUCCUCUCAGCUGGCGGCCAAGCUGCUCCACAUCUACCAACAAUCCCGGAAGGACAACUCCAAUUCCUUGCAGGUGAAAACGUGCCACCUGGUCAGGUACUGGAUCUCCGCCUUCCCAGCGGAGUUUGACUUGAACCCGGAGCUGGCUGAGCAGAUCAAGGAGCUGAAGGCUCUGCUAGACCAAGAAGGGAACCGGCGGCACAGCAGCCUCAUCGACAUAGACAGCGUCCCUACCUACAAGUGGAAGCGGCAGGUGACUCAGCGGAACCCUGUGGGACAGAAAAAGCGCAAGAUGUCCCUGUUGUUUGACCACCUGGAGCCCAUGGAGCUGGCGGAGCAUCUCACUUACUUGGAGUAUCGCUCCUUCUGCAAGAUCCUGUUUCAGGACUAUCACAGUUUCGUGACUCAUGGCUGCACUGUGGACAACCCCGUUCUGGAGCGGUUCAUCUCCCUCUUCAACAGUGUCUCGCAGUGGGUGCAGCUCAUGAUCCUCAGCAAACCCACAGCCCCGCAGCGGGCCCUGGUCAUCACACACUUUGUCCACGUGGCGGAGAAGCUGCUGCAGCUGCAGAACUUCAACACGCUGAUGGCAGUGGUCGGGGGCCUGAGCCACAGCUCCAUCUCCCGCCUCAAGGAGACCCACAGCCACGUUAGCCCUGAGACCAUCAAGCUCUGGGAGGGUCUCACGGAACUAGUGACGGCGACAGGCAACUAUGGCAACUACCGGCGUCGGCUGGCAGCCUGUGUGGGCUUCCGCUUUCCUAUCCUGGGUGUGCACCUCAAGGACCUGGUGGCCCUGCAGCUGGCACUGCCUGACUGGCUGGACCCAGCACGGACCCGGCUCAACGGGGCCAAGAUGAAGCAGCUCUUUAGCAUCCUGGAGGAGCUGGCCAUGGUGACCAGCCUGCGGCCACCAGUACAGGCCAACCCUGACCUGUUGAGCCUGCUCACGGUGUCUCUGGAUCAGUAUCAGAUGGAGGAUGAGCUGUACCAGCUGUCCCUGCAGCGGGAGCCGCGCUCCAAGUCCUCGCCAACCAGCCCCACGAGUUGCACCCCACCACCCCGGCCCCCGGUGCUGGAGGAGUGGACCUCGGCUGCCAAACCCAAGCUGGAUCAGGCCCUCGUGGUGGAGCACAUCGAGAAGAUGGUGGAGUCUGUGUUCCGGAACUUUGACGUCGAUGGAGAUGGCCACAUCUCACAGGAAGAAUUCCAGAUCAUCCGUGGGAACUUCCCUUACCUCAGCGCCUUUGGGGACCUCGACCAGAACCAGGAUGGCUGCAUCAGCAGGGAGGAGAUGGUCUCCUAUUUCCUGCGUUCCAGCUCUGUGUUGGGGGGCCGCAUGGGCUUCGUACACAACUUCCAGGAGAGCAACUCCUUGCGCCCCGUCGCCUGCCGCCACUGCAAAGCCCUGAUCCUGGGCAUCUACAAGCAGGGCCUCAAAUGCCGAGCCUGUGGUGUGAACUGCCACAAGCAGUGCAAGGAUCGCUUGUCAGUCGAGUGUCGGCGUAGGGCCCAGAGUGUGAGCCUGGAGGGGUCUGCACCCUCACCCUCACCCACGCACAGCCACCAUCACCGCGCCUUCAGCUUCUCUCUGCCCCGCCCUGGCAGGCGAGGCUCCAGGCCUCCAGCAGAGAUCCGUGAGGAGGAGGUACAGACGGUGGAGGAUGGGGUGUUUGACAUCCACUUGUAAUAGAUGCUGUGGUUGGAUCAAGGACUCAUUCCUGCCUUGGAGAAAAUACUUCAACCAGAGCAGGGAGCCUGGGGGUGCUGGGGCAGGAGGCUGGGGCUGGGGGUGGGAUAUGAGGGUGGCAUGCAGCUGAGGGCAGGGCCAGGGCUGGUGUCCCUAAGGUUGUACAGACUCUUGUGAAUAUUUGUAUUUUCCAGAUGGAAUAAAAAGGCCCGUGUAAUUAACCUUCA